GAAGUUGAACUCCCGCCUGGAUGGGAGGCGGGAGGGAGCCCGACUCCUGUUGUUUUCCGCGAGCCGGAGUGGGUGGCGGGCGCAGGGGGCGGGGUGCACCCUCCCACCCUGGCCGGGCGCUCCCGAGAGAGAGUCGCGCUCGGAACCCAGCGCAGCUGCUAGCCUCACACAUCGAGUUCACCCCAAGCAUCCUUCGUAGGGGCUGCGUAAAGUGGAGCUACUCAGUCGUUCCGAGGACCUGGGAGGAGCACUCAGUACCCCAGGGGCUGGGCCCUGAGGGGCGCACACCCAGCCUAGCCGGAGCCUGCGUUUCCCGAGGGGCCCCUGCCCACAACUGGGGCGAGAUGGCCGCAGGCGUCCGGGUGCCGGAACCUCAGGUCCUCGUCUGCCUCUGGGCGCUCCUCACCCGCUGGGUCGCUGCAGGACUGGAGGCUGCUGUUAUCGGAGAAGUUCAAGAGAAUGUCACGCUGCUCUGUGGCAACAUCUCAGGACCAAGGGGCCUCGUGACCUGGUAUCGGAAUGACUCGGAGCCUGUCUUCCUCGUGUCCUCCAAUUCCAGUCUGCCGUCAGCCCAGCCACGCUUCUGGCUGGUGAAUGCCAGCUCCCUGCACAUUGAGGCACUGAGCCUGCAGGAUGAGGGGAACUACACCUGCUGGGAGGUCCUGAACGAGACUCGGUGGUUCCAAGUGUGGCUGCAGGUGGCCAGAGGCCCCUGUGAGGUUGAGGUCAACAUCUCCAGCACCGGCAGGCUCCCCAACGGCACUCUCUAUGCAGCCAAGGGCUCCCAGGUGGAUUUCAGCUGCAGUAGCAGCUCCUGGCCUCCACCCAGGGUUGAGUGGUGGUUCCAGGCCCCAGAUUCUAGCCCUGAGCCCUUUGGAAACAACAUGACGGCCAGCUGCUUCACUCUGUUGCUGAUGUCGCAAAACCUGCAAGGGAACUACACCUGUUUGGCCACAAACAUGCUCAGCGGGAAGCAUCGAAAGGUGACCACCGAGCUCCUGGUCUACUCACCCCCUCCAUUAGCUCCUGAGUGCUCAGCAGAGAUGUCACCAGGAUUGCUCACGCUGAAGCUCACCUGCCGCUGGGCUGGGGGAUACCCAGACCCAGAAUUCCUGUGGACAGAAGAGCCAGCAGGUGUGGUUGUGAGGACAUCAAAGCUGGGAGUGGAGAUGCUGAACCAGUCCCAGCUCUCAGAUGGCAAGAAGUUCAAGUGUGUCGGGAGACACAUAGUGGGGCCGGAGUUGGGAGCCAGCUGUGUGGUACAAAUCCGGAGCCCCUCUGUUCUCUCUGAGCCCAUGAAGACUUGCUUUGUGGGGAGCAAUGUGACACUCACCUGCCAGGUGUCUGGAGCCUCCCCGCCUGCCCAGAUCCUGUGGCUGAGGAACCUCACCCAGCCCAAGACGGUCAUCCAGCCCAGCAGCCACUAUCUCAUCACCCGGAGUGGCCAGAGCUCCACCCUCACCAUCCGCAACUGCUCCCAGGACCUGGACGAGGGCUACUAUGUCUGUCGGGCUGAGAAUCCCAUUGGGGUGAGAGAGGUGGACAUCUGGCUGAGUGUGAAGGAACCUUUAAACAUCGGGGGGAUUGUGGGCACCGUCGUGAGCCUCCUCCUCCUGGGCCUGGCCAUUCUCUCCGGGCUCAUGCUGUAUUACAGCCCCAUGUUCUGCUGGAAAGUGGGAAACACUUUCAGGAGGCAAGACAUGGGUGAUGUCAUGGUUUUGGUGGAUUCAGAAGAGGAAGAGAUGGAGGAGGAGGAAGAUGCUGCAGAAGAGGAAGAGGAGGAAGCAAGCGACAGGGAGGAGUUUCCCAGAGAAAUAACCAAGUAUGGCCACAUCCACAGAGUGACUGCGCUGGUGAAUGGUAACGUGGACCAGAUGGGCAAUGGCCUCCAGGCUCUGCAGGAUGACAGCAGUGAGCAGCAGAGUGACAUCACUCAAGAAGACAGGCCAGUUUGAAGAAGAGAACUGUCCUUUGUUAGCCCGUCUCGAAAGCCUGGAAAGCCACACUGAAGAUGAGUUUUGUAUUCUGCUUUACUUGACUUGCACCCCUGCCUGAGGGCUGAAAACAGUUUGGGGCUCUCAGUGGAAAAAGGAAAACAACACACAUCUUUCCUUCUCUUUUUUUUUCUCCCCCUAAAUUGGUUCGAUUUACUGUAAGUUUUCUCAACAAUGUUGAAAAGCCUCGGGAGUGGGCAGCGCUGGGUGGGGGAAGCUGCUUUGAGAGGCGCCCCUGUGGCUGUGACCUCUGGCUUUCUCUGGGGUGACUGAUGCUGAGUUGGGGGGAGUGGGGGUGGGGCAUGCAGCCUUAGUGCACUUUGUCGCUGUGAAAGGUCUGUAACCAGCCUGCCCCUGGCACACAGGGAAUAGUGUGGGGGUGGUGAGGACGCUUCCUUCUUCGCUGCCCAGGUGCGCUGAGGAACCAGGCAAACAUCAGCUCUUGGGAGAAGGCGAGGAAGGGUCAGCUGCUGAUGCUAAUCAGAAGAAGGCAGUUUGGUUCAGGUUUUGAGUUGGAAACACCCGGGCUUGAAUCUAGACCUUGAUGGUUACCUGUUUCACGAGCUGGGGCAGGUAGCUUUACCUCUCCCCUGAGCCUCAGUUUCCUCAUCUGUGAAACAGGUGAAACGACAUCCACCUUACAGGGCUGUGGGGGGGGGGGGGCGAGGUACUUCAGGAUGUGAAAAUGCCAAGGAGGUGCUCCAUAGAUGUUAGUUAUCUUCUUUGCCUUCUUGAGCAGAAGGAAAAAAAAGUGUCAGCUCUUCAGUUAUAAACUGCUGCCUGGGCCUUUCAUUGUCUGAAGAAUGGUUUCAGACCAGGGCAUCAUCGGAGCUCGGCUCUCCUGAGGAUUUUUGCUUCCCUGGAGAUAGAAUUCUUCUCAAAAGAGGUAGGGGCUGAUAAGGGAAAGUGCCUUUCAUUAGAACCUCACAUUUUCCAGAGCAUUAUAUUUAUAGAAAAGCCUUUUAGGUAGUGUCCUAUUAGCUUGCAGACUUUCCCAUCCUUCCUUUCUCCUGUGGCUUUGAAAGAGGCAGGAGGAAGUUUUUGUAAUGGAGUACCUGAUGAUGUGGACUCCUUGGGCAGACCAGUUUACCUGGCCUCGGUUUCUUGAUCUUGGAAAUGGGAAAACUUCUUUCUUUCCUACUUCUUUUUGUUUUUGUUUUGUUUUUGGCUGUUCCCGCAGUACAUGGGAGUUUCUGAGCCAGGGAUCGUAUAUUUGAGCCUCAGCUGUGACCUACACCACAGCUAUGGCCAGGCCAGAUCCUUAACCCACUGCACUGGGCCUGGGAUUGAACCCAAGCCUCUGCAGAGACAGGGCGGAGCCUUAACCCGCUUCUCCACAACAGGAACUCCUCUUUUCUACUUAAGGAUGUUGUGAGGAUACACUGCUCAAUAAUGCUAAGUUUUGAAUGAAAAUAACACGUGAUGAGUUUAAGCUGCUGCUGUUUCCAUUAGAUCCCUGUACAGUUUAAAGAUUUUUUUUUUCUUCUGAUUUCACCCUAAUCUUUUCAAUGUCAGGGACCUUAUAAAGGUGUAAAAUAUGUAUGCUAAACUUGAAAAUCUGACUUGAAUUUGCACUCUUCAAUGUUGCAUAUCCUGCUCUAAUGGGCAAGACCCAAGGCUUAAAGGAGAAUGUCCCUUCUCUAAUAAUAGGACCUGGGACUCCUAGGAUGAGAAGCUGGUUAUCUGCAGGGUUACCCUGCAGUUGUGGUUGGGAGAGGUUUAUUUUCUUGGAACUAAACUGAGGAAGUCACUAGAAGUGAGCCCUGUCCCCAGCUUAACACUGGGGAGGUCAGGGGCUGGCUGUGGUGUCCAGCCUUCAGGAAUAGCUGUGCCCUGCACUUUCUCUUGUUGGGCUGGGUCUUCUGCUGCCUAGUACCUCACAUAUUUAACCACUUUAACCAGUCUAAGUUAGUGUCAUUUCAGAAUGGGAUACUCAGACAGGUUGUGUUUAAAGUCACUGAACACUGAGCUAGUCUCUCUUUUAGAGUCUUCGAUGAAUCCAUUCCUGGAUCUGACAGUCCAGUCUGCAGAGGCAACCAUCUUUGAAAAAGGAAAAAGCAAAGAAACUGUAGGGAAAAAAAAUCCCUAGCUGGGAACACAGAGAAUGAUUUGCAAGAUCACUGAGAUGCUUCCUGCGACUUCCUCUUGUCUUGCAUGCACACCUGAUGAUAGGAAAUCUUGGAGGGGGGAUUUUUCCACUAGCGAAUGGGAGCUUCAAGGUAUUGGUCCCAAACAUUAUAAACCCUUGUCUGGCUGACCUGUGAUUGCUGUCACUUAUAUCUGAGUGCUGUGUGCACAGAUAAUAUUGCUGGGUCAGUGAAGAGCUGAGGUCCUGGGGGUCUUCAAGCUUUAAAGAUUUUUAAAGAAUUAGGGCUUUUUCCCUUUUCUUUUCUUUAAAAUGAUCCAACCCCAAAUCCACCAGCACCUUGACAGACUUUCUGUGGCAAAGUUCAGCUUGUUACAUUGUGCUUUUAAAAAAAUCUUAUCUGAAUGUAUUAUGAACUGGAGACCAAGAGAUCUACUUAUCAGAACCUGGAAGAUAAAUACUUCAGGGCCAUCACAACUGACAUUCCCUUUCCUCAAAACCUGGACGACACUGGGGAAGGGGUCCCAUAAUCCUGUGGCUUUGAUAUUAGCUCCCAUUCUCACAAGGCACACAGAGACCCUACUAUUGUAGCGGGAAAAGCCAUGAUGGGAAAUUUCCCAAACUUAGGCACUGAAACCUGAAAAUCAUCCUUGCUGGGUAAAAUUUAUCAUGAUGCAAUAAGUGCCAACCAGUAUUUCUCACGAUGGUCCGGGCUAGGAACCGCUGCAAAAAGAAAUAAACAGAUCCCUCUGCAUUAUUUACAUUUUAAUAUUUGGUGUGGAGAAAUUCAUUCUGAGAUUAUAAUAUGGAUUUUUUAAGAUAAUGGAAUAAAGUUAUUUUUAAAUAA
Messenger RNA from Phacochoerus africanus (Common warthog), 4927 nucleotides. RefSeq names its product V-set and immunoglobulin domain containing 10 (gene VSIG10). Bases 21 to 1955 code for a protein of 644 amino acids. NCBI's taxonomy places the organism in Eukaryota, Metazoa, Chordata, Mammalia, Artiodactyla, Suidae. The record is from RefSeq and is a predicted model, not a curated record. The transcript is spliced from 9 exons.